UUGUGUUCACGUUUUUUUUUUUCUUUUUACUUUUUUCCUGCUACCCCUCAUUGAGCCACUUGAGCCUGGAGCAGAUGGAAAGAUUGUAGUGAGGGGAAAGUAGGCAAGCAGCAGAAAGACAGAGAGAACUGGAAGAAGCCAUGCAGAGAGUGAGGCAGCCGAGCGACAAUGCUUGAUGAACUGAAUCACUGACCAUCACAAAGCUUUUCUUCCACUUUGACUGAGCUCCAGAGAGACGGAGAAAUCAGACAGGACAGCCCUGAGGGGGAAACAUCAACUCAUCGUCCCAGCUGACAAGCUAAACAAGCCCACGACGUGGAGAGGGAAAAAAAAGGGAAGAGUUAGAGAAAAGGAGACAGAGGGGAGUUCUACAGAUGAGAGUUAAAGCAGAGGGGCAGAAGGAGAUGCUCAGAGGGACCAGACAGUGAAGAGAAAAGUGAAACAAGUGACAGGAUUGCUGCAGGUGUGUCCACAAAGACUGCUCAAACAAAGGGUGACACACCAGAAUCACCUGAACAAAAGCUGUUGCUAGAGACAAAUAGUGAGAUCAGACAGGAGCAGAGAGACAGAACUAGAUAAGGAUGGCCAACUCAGGUCUCCAGUUGUUGGGUUAUUUCCUGGCGCUGGGCGGAUGGAUCGGCAUCAUCUCCACCACCGCCUUACCCCAGUGGAAGCAGUCCUCAUAUGCCGGUGAUGCCAUCAUCACAGCGGUGGGUCUGUACGAGGGGCUGUGGAUGAGCUGUGCCUCGCAGAGUACAGGACAGGUGCAGUGCAAGAUCUUUGACUCCAUGCUCUCGCUGGACAUUCACAUCCAGACAUGUCGGGCUCUUAUGGUGGUGUCAGUAUUGCUGGGCUUUAUCGGCAUCAUCGUCAGCGUGGUGGGCAUGAAGUGCACUAAGGUGGGAGAUAACAACCCGGCCACCAAGACUCGCAUUGCUGUCACUGGAGGAGCUCUCUUCCUGCUUGCAGGUCUAUGUACACUGGUUUCUGUGUCCUGGUAUGCCACUCAGGUGUCCUAUCAGUUCUUCAACCCCAAUACACCACCUAACGCCAGGUAUGAGUUUGGCUCAGCCCUGUUUGUAGGCUGGGCAGCAGCCAGUCUGACAGUACUGGGUGGCUCCUUACUGUGCUGCUCCUGCUCCAAAGACGACAUGCGAGGACAGCAAUACUACCGCCAAUCACAGCCUUCCACAGCCAGGGAGGCAGAGUUGUUGAGUGAAACUAGUUUCCCUGACUGAUCAGCCCCCGCCUUUUUAUCGAGGACUGUCCGACUGUCCCUCCACUGUCUCCCCUUUUUUCCCCUGUUACCUCUUAGACCCAAAUUUGGACCCCUUGUAGUAGAAUAUUUCCCUUCCCUUGGUACUAUAUCUGCACCUUUUCAGUUUUAAUGGGAACAAAGAUGUACUGUCUUCUCCCAUUUUUUCCCUACUUUCUGAGCCUUUUCUGUAAAUAUGGACUCUUAAAGGAUAUCGGAUCAGAUCUUUUCUUUAAGAAAUGAGGUGGCCUCUUUCAUUUCAGCCUGUAAACACUCUCUUGCACCUCCCACACUCCCCUCUGCCCCAUUAUCAGCUGAAAGUUAACAAUGAAUUCAAACACUUUGUGGUUUUGUUGCGCUGAUUGAUUAUUUCACUUAUAUCCUAUGACCUCUGGGUGUUUUUGUAAAUGUAUGUUUUGGGUUUAUUUUGGUUUUCUCUGUGACUAUACUUUGACUGAAACAUGUCUUUUUUUCCCUUUUGAAUUUCAGACCAAAUGUUAAAAGUACCCCACCAGAGAAAAGGGAGCAGUACUUGUAGUUUGGGAGAGUCUUCUGGCCUUACCAUGGUUUAGGUUCUGUCAACAAACAAAACCCUCUCACUGAGGAAUUCAAAACAGACAAACAGAAAACACUAAAGAAAGAAUCUAUGAACAGUAACCUUUCAAGUAUUUUGUGGCAGCAUAAAUUAGAGACUCUGUUGAAAUAAAAGAAAUGGGAGGUUUAAAUAACUGUUUCGGGGGACUGAGAAAGAUUAUAUCAUUUUCUUGUCUGUUUUGCUGACUUUGGGAGAGACAGUCAUUCAGGGUAUGUUUUCUAUAACAUGUUACAAUGCCCAGGUGUAUAUACCACCUAUUCUUUUGUUGUUGUUGUUGUUGUUUUUUUUUUUUUUUGUUUUUAAUUUUUUUGUUAACUACAUAUAUAAUGUUUUACUACAGUGCCUUAUAACACAUGUUUGUGCACAUGUAUGUUUUUGACUACAUGGAUUCUUCAUAGUCUCCCAUCCCAUCUGAGGGAUGUGUGUCCAUAGUUCCUCUGCCAGCAGUUCUGAUGUACCUUUUUCUAUUGUCAAAUUUCUGAAAAUGAAUGUGAAGCUACUCUACAGUACCACUUAUGAAACAACAAAGACAUACAUACGAUUGAUCUUCAGCAUAUUGCCUUAUGCACUGUUUGUAAGACGCUGUGUGCCUGUUUCCAAGUAGCCUGGAUUGAGGAUAUACCCAGUACAUUCAUUUUGUUUUGUUAAGUGCCAAUAUGAUUUUGUGUGAAUGACAGAGUCAUUGUAUUUUUGACUCUAAAGGAUGUACUGUACUGUGUGCUGUCUCCUGUACUAAGGAAUGCCAGUUUGCUGAGUGUUCAAAUACCUUUCUGAUACCUGCAUUUAUUUACCAUGCCAUUCCUUUCUCUAAUAUUUACCUUAUGUUGUGUAUCAUCUUAUUUACAGUAUACCCCUGUCUGUUUCUUUUAGAAUGAAGUAAACAGCAACAUAAAAAUGGA
Molecule: messenger RNA, 2749 nt
Organism: Lates calcarifer (barramundi perch)
Lineage: Eukaryota; Metazoa; Chordata; Actinopteri; Centropomidae
Gene: cldn19
Product: claudin 19
Exons: 5
Coding region: 582-1238 (218 amino acids)
Biological process (GO): cell adhesion; bicellular tight junction assembly
Cellular component (GO): bicellular tight junction; plasma membrane
Molecular function (GO): structural molecule activity
Source: RefSeq, a predicted model, not a curated record